Molecule: messenger RNA, 1782 nt
Organism: Seminavis robusta
Lineage: Eukaryota; Bacillariophyta; Bacillariophyceae; Naviculales; Naviculaceae
Source: the annotation of a GenBank genome assembly
AUGCUUCGAUCAAUUAUAUCUCCCGAGUUGGAGCUCUUUCGACUUUGCCGAUGCAGGAAUUGGGUAGCAGUACGGCAGAGGGCAGAGUCCCAUCCUGUGGAAGCCACUCCAUCAGAAUCAGCACUACAGGGCCACUGUCCGACGGCACUCUCCCUGGCUGCUCGUUUGGGGGCACCGAGGGAAGCCAUCAAGGCGCUUCUAGGGGCAAGCUUUGAGCAAAUAGAGGUCGUCCACCGGGGGAGCACACUCUUAAUAGAAGCUCUGCGACAUCGUGCGUCGGGUGAAGUGCUUGAUACCCUCUUGCAAGCAGUUCUACACCAUCGCGCUACGUCGCGGAGCAAUAUCGAUAUCCUUGGCCUCAGAGAUGAAUUGUUGGGUCGAACCGCCCUUCAUUACAUGGUGGAACGAGCGAAACACGCGUUUGAAUCAGGGACUGUAAACCCCAGCAAUUGGAAGCUAUUCCAGGCCAUGCUGCACGCACGGCCAGAGUCAGUCCAUGCACUCGACAGUGACGGCAACACCCCCUUGGUGCUCUUGCUACUGCUGCCCAGGGUGCAAUUUGUAGGUUAUGAGUUUGCCAUCGAAGAAGAAAUCUUUCGGAUGGUUCACUCAAUGGUGUCUGCAUCUCCGUGGGUAGCUUCCAUGUCAAGGCUUCUACCCGAACCGUGGCACGAUGCCAGACACGCCCACAGCGGCAUGGACGGAUCGCCAACUCCCUUGUACUUGGCAAUCUUGCACGGAAGGUCAGUUGGUGUGGUGGAUUCGUUGAUCAAUGCAAACAGAAAGGUGGGAAUCGACGCUUGUGCAGCAAGAAUCAGCCAGUACAACGAGGUACCGCUGCACACUGCGAUAAGCACCCAAGCUUCCCUCGCAGUAGUCACCAGACUGCUCGAGGAAUCGCCGUCUCAAGUGCUGGAAACUGACUCUGGUGGCUUGAGUCCGGUGGAUUGGAUCUGGAUCCGCCAUGUCGUCGAUUGGAAAACAGAGAGUACUCCAGCAAUGUUGGUUUCAAGGGGUCGGUACAUUGGAAGCCAGUUUGGGGACUGGCACGGGGAGGUGUCCAGAAGUAUUAUCCAGGAACACAACUAUGCGGAUGUGCCUCAGCCCCAGCGUCCUGCUCUGAAGGAAGUCACGAAGAACCUGUUGCGUCUGAUGGAAGCACUACUUCCGGUUGCGGCAGGCAACACCAGUGACACCACUUUUCAGAAUUGGUCACUGCUAAAUGCUGCAUGCGCGAUGCCGUGUCCUCUGGCAAUGGUCAGUCUAGCACUGGAUCAAUCAGGUCCAAAUGCAUUGCGCACAUCAGAUGUUGCAUACCAGAGGCUCCCAUUGCAUUGGGCGGCUUCACGCCUGGGGUUCGCUGGGAACUAUCCCCUUGGCUACACUAGACACCUACAGCGGUUGGUGGAGCCCACGGCUGUUCCAUUGCUGGUCGUUCGAUAUGCACCAGCCUGUGCUAUCCCAGACGGUCAUGGGCAGCUGCCAGUUCAUAUUGUAAUUGAUUCUGCCAGACGGUAUCGGGCGGCUGCACACGCUUACGGGUCGCAAAAUGGGCAGACAUUGACGACCCAAGAAGUCGAUGCAAUGGAAGAUGAGGCGUUGAACGUUCUGGUAGGGACAUAUCCUGAUUCACUUGAGCAGCGGGACGGGAGGAGCCGUCUGUUCCCCUUUCAGCAAGCCGCGGUUGGCCCAGGAGCCCGAUUGAACACAGUCUACUGUCUCCUCCGACUUCUCCCAAGUCUGCUGAACGGUGAGAUCGACAGGGAUACAAUGGUGAUGUAG